Cooperia oncophora is the source of this 642-nucleotide messenger RNA. The record is from the annotation of a GenBank genome assembly. NCBI's taxonomy places the organism in Eukaryota, Metazoa, Nematoda, Chromadorea, Rhabditida, Trichostrongylidae.
AGGCCUCCUCCUUCCGGGGGGUACUACUACUCUCGUGUGGGAGCUGGACCCCCCUCUAGUGCUCCAUCACCGUCGAAUUCACAUCGACAUCCUUCCCAGACACACAUGCCCUAUCACGAUAUGUCAAGCGCAGCACCGCCACGUUCCAUGAUGGGAUCACGCAUCGAUGACGUGACUCCAUCGUACUACGUUGAGCAUUUGGCGACUUUCGCCGUCGGACGCCAGUUUGGGCUCACAUUCCCUGCUGAUGGCAUUCGUAAACUGAAGCAGAUGGAGAAGAAUUCAGCCAUUUGGGCUCAGCCCCUAGUGCUCAGAUUUCGGCAGAAUGGCGUCACUGUCGAGGAUGAAAACGGGGAUCUUGUCGAGCAGUUCCCCCUGGAUUUGAUAGAACAACCAACAGCACAUGUAUCCAGCGAUCCUCGCGACACCUACAACAACAUCUUGCUGUUCAUCGUCCGGGAAGAUACACGUAAUAAACGAUCGGCCACACCUACCGAAAUGCACAUCUUCCAGUGCAACAGAGUGGCAGCAACGGAAGUCGCCGACGACCUUCAAUGGUACAUUCGUGGUCAGUUCAAAAAGGUUCGAAAUGGCCGAAGAAACAGUGGUCCCACGCAGCCACAUCCGUCUACCACAAGGUGA